This is a messenger RNA of Fundulus heteroclitus (mummichog), 1447 nucleotides long. RefSeq names its product 3-hydroxyisobutyrate dehydrogenase b (gene hibadhb). Bases 1 to 990 code for a protein of 329 amino acids. The record is from RefSeq and is a predicted model, not a curated record. The transcript is spliced from 8 exons. Gene Ontology annotation, biological process: L-valine catabolic process. Gene Ontology annotation, molecular function: NADP binding; 3-hydroxyisobutyrate dehydrogenase activity; NAD binding. Lineage: Eukaryota; Metazoa; Chordata; Actinopteri; Cyprinodontiformes; Fundulidae. Gene Ontology annotation, cellular component: mitochondrion.
AUGGCCGCUGUGCUGAGAGGGUCCCUGUGCCUAGUAGGAAGGUGUCGUAAACAUGUUGACUUUGCGUGCGUUUUCACAAGGUCUAUGGCCUCAAAGACACAAGUGGGGUUUGUGGGUCUGGGAAAUAUGGGAAACCCAAUGGCGAAGAAUCUGCUGAAGCACGGCUACCCAGUUAUUGCCACAGAUGUAUUCCCAGAGUCCUGUAAAGAGGUUCAAGAGCUGGGUGCUCAGAUCGUGGAUAAUCCUGCAGAGGUUGCCGACAAAGCGGAUCGUAUUAUUACCAUGCUUCCCUCUAGUCCUAAUGUCAUUGAUGUCUACACGGGACCCAACGGCAUUCUCAAAAAAGUAAAGAAAGGAUCCUUGCUGAUUGACUCCAGCACCAUUGAUCCAUCUGUUUCUAAGGAGAUGGCUGCUGCCGCGUUGAAGUUGGGGGCAGUUUUUAUGGAUGCACCUGUAUCGGGAGGUGUGGGCGCUGCCAGCUCAGGUAAACUGACUUUCAUGGUCGGAGGAGUGGAGGAGGAAUUCACUGCAGCCAAAGAGCUUCUGAGCUGCAUGGGAGCGAAUGUGGUUUACUGCGGUCAAGUUGGAACGGGACAGGCUGCAAAAAUCUGCAACAACAUGCUUUUAGCCAUAGGAAUGAUCGGGACUUCAGAGACGAUGAAUUUGGGCAUCAGACUCGGACUAGAUCCCAAACUUUUGGCCAAAAUUUUAAACAUGAGUUCAGGCCGCUGUUGGUCCAGUGACACCUAUAACCCCGUGCCAGGAGUCAUGGAGGGAGUCCCGUCUGGAAACAACUACCAGGGAGGUUUUGGCACACAGCUGAUGGCUAAGGACUUGGGCCUGGCGCAGAACACCGCCACCAACACGAGGACUCCUGUCCCCCUCGGCUCCUUGGCCCACCAGAUCUACCGCAUGAUGUGUGCGCGCGGUUACGCCAAUAAAGACUUCUCCUCCGUGUUCCAGUUCCUGCGCGAGGAGGAGGGCCAGUAGCAUCAGCUCCCACCACCCCGUCCACAACGUUGCCUGCACAGGACUAACAUAGCGUGUAGUUAGGGUGCAUUUCCACACAGAGACAUUAUGUUGCCCCCAAGUUAGGAAAAACAGGAAGCCCAGCACAGUCUGGUGGAUAACUUCAGCACUUCUUCAAUGUUGGAAAUUAUAUUUCUUCUGUGAUUAAGCCUUUUUUUAUAUAAUGAAACACUUUUCUGUUUUAACCUCAUGUCGAUGGUCACUACACACAGAGGAAAAUCCCCCCCGAAAAGUUAACUUUAUUACUUUGCUUAAAAGCUGCAAUGUGGGUUUAGUCUCUACAUAUUUAUCACGUGUUUUCUUUAUUUUUCUUUACAAUGUUCUUUCUGGUCACAUUAGGGUUUUUCUGUUGACAUUGGAGUUGUUACUUUUAAAUGUAAUAUCCUGUUGGAGAAUAAACACAAAUUACUCAAAAGUG